ACGUCUAACCUCAUCAAUAUUAAGAUUCUUAGCUUUAAAUUAGAGUAUUAAUUUAGUAAUUUUGCACAAACAAUUGUGUUGAUGCUCACAGCAGUGAAAUUUUGAAACUUGAAUAUCCACGUAGAUCGAAUAUUUCCAGAAAUUUCUUAAAUAUCGUUUGAUCGUACACAACCACUUUAAGUAAUAAGUAGAGAUGUUAAGUUGUUCGUUGGAUCAACGCGAAGGACAAUAUCAAAAUUUAAAAGAUUUUACAGAAAAAGUCCAUCAAGAUAUUAUGGACAUUACCUCUGUGGUCGGUUGGACAGUAGAAAGUAUAGAAACUGAUAAUGAUAAUCGUCUGGUAUGCCCAUAUGAUUCAUCUCAUCGAAUUGGGAAGGAUAUUCUGGACCAACAUUUGGAGUUCUGCCAGUGGAAGCAAGAAGGUUACAAUGAAUUCGAUGUACCACUCUCAGAGUCAAUGUUACCUUCAUGUUCUCCUUUCUCCAUAAAGUUAGAUGCAUCGUUACAAAAUAAAAUUUUGCAAGAAGCAAGGGAAAAGGAUCCAACAAUGAAAGUUGGUUUGGGUGAGCGAUUAGUUCCACGAACAUCUGAUAGAAUCUUCUCAGAUUUCACGUGCGAUGAGAGGAAAGUAUUAUAUGAAUAUGUUGUUUCUAAUACAGUUAAAACAGACAUUGGUCACGAUAUUACCGAUGAACGCAGCCUAAAAUGUCAAAACAAGGACAAGAAGUUGUCUUUCUUAGAGUUACUUGUGCAAGAACGUAAUUUAAAAAGACGCAGGGCGAAACAUAGAGGUGUUCAUACAAAUAAAAAAUCACAUACGGAAAUUCUUAGAGAGGUUAUAAAUCAACAGAUGGAAUUUUACGCCAAUGAACUAACAGAAAUUCAACCAACUUGUCACGAAACGAAAACUGAAGACAUUGUUAAAACUCCAAGUUCGAAUAGAUAUUUUGACGAUUCAACGCAAAGUGCAUCUCCGUCGUUCAAUGAAUCGCCGUCCAGAUAUCGUAAUCUUUUUCUUCAGAAUUCGCAGAACUAUCGUAAAAGUUCGAAUUCCCGAAAUAAUCAUACGUACGAACACUCUAAUUCUAAAGAUCGAGAUAAACGUUCGCGAGAUUCAACGGAAUCGUGGAAAACGCAAAAACAUCGAAAACGUAGAAGAUCACACUCGAAGGAACGCAAUUAUGAUAAAAAAGGCGAACAUUGGCGUACGCGACAUAAUUACGACAGAGACAAUACAAAAUCUCGCGAAACAGAAAAAUUAGUCGAUGGGACUAGUUAUUUAAAACGAAGCGCUAAUCGACGAAGAAAUGACGAAUAGUUAAUAAUAUGUAUGUCGAAAAAUCAUUAGACAAUUUUAUUAAUUCUAAGUAACACUCUGUACAAAUAAGAUGUUAUGUUACCUUCUCGUGUGGAUAUUUUUUUUCCUGCAUAGAAAAUUCACAAAUAAUGUGAUAUUAAACACUCAAUUUUAGUAAAUCUAUAAUAACAAUAACUUGAAAAUUAAUUACGAGCAAUAUUUAGUUUCUGAACAUUAUCGAUACAGACUAGAAU
Messenger RNA from Colletes gigas, 1551 nucleotides. Its product is annotated as U11/U12 small nuclear ribonucleoprotein 48 kDa protein-like. The transcript has 5 exons. The record is from RefSeq and is a predicted model, not a curated record. Bases 194 to 1318 code for a protein of 374 amino acids. NCBI's taxonomy places the organism in Eukaryota, Metazoa, Arthropoda, Insecta, Hymenoptera, Colletidae.